GCCCGGCUGGGCCCGGAGCUGCGGCAGUGGGGCAAUGGCAGACAGGGCUGGCCAUGCCAGGGGAGCCGUUGUGGCGCAGGGAAUGGGGCUGAGAAGGUGCGGCAGUGCCAGGGCUGCGGGCACCGCUGCCAGCCGCGCGUCUGCCCCUCUCCUGCCCCUCUCCAGCCCCCCUCCCCCGUUGCCGCGGUAACGGCGGCGCCGCCGCCAUCUUGUGCGGGCCCGGGGCAGCGGUGAGGGAGAGCCAGGACCCCCGGGACUCAACCCUGUGGGGCAGGGCUGGGGAGACUCCCGGGGGGCAGCAACAGGACCCCCAGGACUGGCUCGAGCUCCCAGCCGGGGGGGCUCCUCCGCCAUGUCUCACGAGAAGAGUUUCCUGGUGACGGGCGACAGCUUCCCAGGAGGGGGUCCUCAGCCCACGGCCCCCCCGGGCUACAUGCAGCCCCCUUACCCACCCCCCACCGCUGCUCCCUACCCCCCCCAGCCCCAAUUCGCCCCCUAUCCUCAACCAGGUUUCCCGCAGGGGCCAGGACCGUACCCGCCUGCCCCGGGCCCCUAUGGCCCCCCUGGGCCAUACCCUCCCGGACCCUACCCUCCCCCAGGCCCCUACCCCCAAGGCCCCUAUGCGCAGCCCCCCUACGCCCAGCCCCAGCCCAUGGUGCCGGGGGACCAGGACUCUCCCCUGCACAGCACUUACCACGAGGAUGGGCCCCCCUCCUACUAUGACAACCAGGACUUCCCGACGGCGCACUGGGACGACAAGAGCAUCCGCCAGGCCUUCAUCCGCAAGGUGUUCCUGGUGCUGACCCUGCAGCUGAGCGUCACCUUCGCCUUCGUCGCCGUCUUCACCUUCGUGGGAGGGGUGAAGGGCUUCGUGCGCCGCAACGUCUGGACCUACUACGUGUCCUACGGCGUCUUCUUCAUCUCCCUCAUCGUCCUCAGCUGCUGCGGGGACUUCCGCCGCAAGCACCCUUGGAACAUGGUGGCCCUGUCCAUCCUGACCCUCAGCCUGUCCUACAUGGUGGGGAUGAUCGCCAGCUUCUAUGACACCGACGCCGUCAUCAUGGCCGUGGGCAUCACCGUUGGCGUCUGCUUCACUGUCGUCAUCUUCUCGCUCCAGACCAAGUAUGACUUCACCUCGUGCCGGGGGGUGCUGCUGGUGUGUCUGGUGGUGCUGGUGCUGUUCUCCCUGCUCUGCAUCUUCAUCCGCAGCCGCAUCCUUGACAUCAUCUACGCCUCGCUGGGGGCCCUGCUCUUUACCUGCUUCCUGGCGGUGGACACGCAGCUGGUGCUGGGGAACAAGCAGCUGGCGCUGAGCCCUGAGGAGCACAUCUUCGCCGCGCUCAACCUCUACACCGACAUCAUCAACAUCUUCCUCUACCUCCUGGCCAUCAUCGGCCGCGCCAAGGAGUAGCUGCCCCCCCCCCCAGCAUCCCGCUCCCUGCCCCCCCUCCAGACCCUGCUUUCUGCCCCUUCCCACCCCAAACCCACCCCCUCCCCUCACACCCCCGUUCAGUUCAGUGUUAUCACCCCUUCCCCCCAAAAAAAAAUCUCCCCUUAGAGUUUUUGGUUCCCUAGCUCCAUUUUUUGGUCCCCCCCAGAUAAAAAUGGGGGGAGAGUGGCACAUAUGGGUGCCCUGACAGCCCUCACCCCAUCCCCAGCACCCUGCCCGGACCCUUUGCUGACCCCCCCUUGCUGUGAAUAUGGGCUGUGUGUCCUCCCCCUUUGAAUGUGGACUGGAAGCACUUUGUCCCCCCACCCACAGUGGAGCUGACCCCCCUGUCAUCCCAAUCCUCUCUCCCUUCAUGUCCUAAUGCCCCCCACCUCAUCCCAGUCCCCCACCUCAUCACAGUACCCCCCUUCACAUCCCAAUGCCCCUACUUCAUCCCAGUGACCCCUUCACAUCCCAAUCCUUCCCCCACCUCAUCCCAGUAUCCCCUCACAUCCCACCCCCCUCAUCUCAUACCAGUGUCCCCCAACACAUCCUAGUCCCCCCCAUCCCACUCUCCUCCCCUGCACGUGUUACCCCCUGGCCCACCACAUGCCACACAGGCAGGGUCAGGACCCUCCCCCCAAGCUCGCACCCUACCCCCCCAGGCAGAGGUGAGGGAGGCCACUGCAGGAGGGUCCCUGUUGGGACCCCGAGGACCUAAGCUCCCCCCUUGCCCCCCUCAAUUUGUCCUUUCCCUGCUUCCCUGGGGGGACCCUGCCCUGGGGGAGUGGUGUCCUUGUCCCAUUCCUGCCCCCCUCCAUUUGUGGCUCCUGCUGUCAAUAAACCCCACCCCAGUUCA
Messenger RNA from Pogoniulus pusillus (Red-fronted tinkerbird), 2288 nucleotides. It is a transcript of the gene GRINA, whose product is annotated as glutamate ionotropic receptor NMDA type subunit associated protein 1. Gene Ontology annotation, biological process: negative regulation of apoptotic signaling pathway. The coding region runs from base 353 to 1411 and encodes 352 amino acids. The record is from RefSeq and is a predicted model, not a curated record. Gene Ontology annotation, cellular component: endoplasmic reticulum; Golgi apparatus. The transcript has 7 exons. Lineage: Eukaryota; Metazoa; Chordata; Aves; Piciformes; Lybiidae.